This is a messenger RNA of Lycium ferocissimum, 1016 nucleotides long. RefSeq names its product peroxygenase-like. Gene Ontology annotation, molecular function: monooxygenase activity; calcium ion binding. The record is from RefSeq and is a predicted model, not a curated record. NCBI's taxonomy places the organism in Eukaryota, Viridiplantae, Streptophyta, Magnoliopsida, Solanales, Solanaceae. The coding region runs from base 93 to 824 and encodes 243 amino acids. The transcript is spliced from 6 exons.
GUUUUAAAGUUUGUCACAUUAUUGGCAUUUUCUUGUGAGUAUCAAAGUAGGGGAAAUUUGAGAAUAAUUCUGGAGAGGAAUUAAUAUCGACGAUGGCAGUUGCAGGGAUUGAUCGGAAUGCGGCGUUAACACCGGAGGCACCGCUUGCACCGGUGACUAUUGAAAGGAAAGUUAGGACUGAUUUGGAAACUUCUAUUCCAAAGCCUUAUCUGGCAAGGGGGUUGGUGGCUCCUGAUAUGGAGCACCCUCAUGGAACUCCUGGCCACAGGCACCACGGCUUGAGCGUUCUUCAACAACACGUUGCCUUCUUUGACCAGGAUGAGAAUGGCAUUAUUUACCCAUGGGAAACUUACUCUGGCCUUCGUCAAAUUGGGUUCAAUAUGAUAGCAUCUCUGAUAAUUGCGAUUGUCAUCAAUGCUGCUUUGAGUUAUCCUACUCUGCCAGGGUGGUUUCCCUCACCUUUUCUCCCAAUAUAUAUCCAUAAUAUACACAAGUGCAAGCAUGGAAGUGAUACUCACACAUAUGACAGAGAGGGCAGGUUCUUACCUGUGCAUUUCGAAAACACUUUUAGCAAGUAUGCCCGUACACUGCCUGAUAAACUCACUCUCGGUGAACUCUGGGAUAUGACUGAAGGAAACAGAGAGGCAUUCGACCUCUUUGGCUGGAUCGCGAGCAAAAUGGAGUGGGGAGUUCUGUAUGUUCUUGCAAGAGAUCAGGAUGGUUUUCUAUCUAAAGAAGCAAUAAGGCGAUGUUUCGAUGGAAGUUUGUUCGAGUAUUGUGCCAAAAUACAAAUGGAAGCUGAAGGAUGGUUGAAGGAAGAGUAAGUCCAACAUAUGAAAAGUAAAUUGGCAAGAGUAUUUAGAGUAUAUAAAGCAUUGUAAUAAGCAGGGCAGUAGCCUGGAAUUGAACUUGUGUUUUGCCAUGUCUUUUUAAGUCUUUGUACCAGAAAAAUUGGGCUUGUGUAGUGUCUGAUCUUUGUAAAGCUUAUCUAUAAAAUGAAUCCAGAAGUUUAAGUA